GCGCAGCCGCCGCCAAAGCCUGGAGAAGUGGAAUCUCGCCGGCGCCGCUGCCUGCGCGGGACUCGCGGAGCGGCACUGGGCAUGCUCAGUCGCCGGAGCCCGUCCUGGUCUCAAGUAGGAAGCUCGUGCGCUGCACCCGCAGCUGAUCCGGGCGCUCCGGGAAAGGCGAGACUGGAGCAGAGCCGCCGGGCGCCGGUGCCGGAGCGAGCGCGGCGCGCACCGCCGGUCGGAGCUGCUGUGGGUGAGCUGCUGUGGUCUGUGGCCAAGCAUGCUGCUGUGGCCGGAUCUGCCCAGCCGUGGAACAGAAACAUUUGCUGGAUGGAAAAUCCAUAAAAGAAAGCUCCUGUGAAAGCCGGAGACCGACGCUAAUUAAGUAAAAUCAGUGAAAAUUGCUUAUAAAAUGUGGACUGGCAGCUGGUGCUUAGAAAUCUUUUGGAUUUACCCCUACCCCUACUUUAUGACUGGAUUUGUUUUUAGAUAUUUGGGCUGCUUGACCUCAUUGAGUGAUUGCUAUUAACUAACAAGACUUUGUGGGAAAAGGGAAAUUUGCCUUCUGAGCUCUGUACCAAAGACCUGGGAAAAAAGAGAGGAGCAUACGUGAGCUGGGAGAAAGGAAACCAAACCCCAGGGAAGUUUCCUAGCUUGUCUCUGCCCCUGUUACUGGAAAAGAGGAAGUCAAGCAAACCAUCUCCAUCUUUCCUGAGUACUUGGAAACUGCUGAGGCCCCUGCUAAUGUGCUGACCAGUCACUAUGGGCAGACGGUACCCGGAGGCUCCCUGUCACCCAGGCAGCUCAUCUGACGCGGGUGUAGACACUGUGGCAGGGUUUAUGGCCAGCAGCGGAGCCACAGACAUCACGAAUCGAAACAGCCCGGCCACACCACCAAAUACCCUUCAUCUUCGUUCCUCCCAUAAUGAACUGUUGAAUGCGGAGAUAAAACACACCGAAACCAAGAACAGCACGCCCCCCAAAUGCAGGAAAAAAUAUGCACUAACUAACAUCCAGGUGGCGAUGGGCCUCUCUGAUCCAGCUGCACAGCCCCUGCUGGGAAACGGCUCUGCCAACAUCAAGCUGGUGAAAAAUGGGGAGAACCAGCUCCGGAAGGCUGCAGAACAAGGACAGCAGGACCCCAACAAAAACGUCAGCCCCACGGCGGUCAUCAACAUAACUUCUGAGAAGUUAGAGGGCAAAGAGCCCCACCCGUGUGAUUCCUCAGGCUCUGAAAUUUUACCCUCCCAACCCCGGAGAACCAAGAGCUUCCUAAAUUACUAUGCAGACCUGGAAACCUCAACCAGAGACCUAGAGCAGAACUCGGGCAACCAGCACGGGGUUGUGGAAGAGAAGUCCCAGCUGGGCCAGGGCCUGGCCUCCACCAUCAUUGGGAAUGGCGAGGUGCUGCCACAGAAACCAAACAAAGCCCAGUUCAGCCCUGAAGAUGGUCAAGUGGCCACAGUGUCAUCCAGCCCAGAGACCAAGAAGGAUCAUCCUAAAACGGGGGCCAAAACCGAUUGUGCGCUACACCGGAUCCAGAACCUGGCACCGAGCGAUGAGGAGUCCAGCUGGACAACACUGUCCCAAGACAGUGCCUCACCCAGUUCCCCGGAUGAAACAGCAGAUAUAUGGAGUGAUCACUCCUUUCAGACUGAUCCAGAUUUGCCGCCUGGCUGGAAGAGAAUCAACGACAUCGCUGGGACCUAUUAUUGGCACAUACCCACAGGGACGACUCAGUGGGAACGCCCCAUCUCCAUCCCAGCCGAUCUUCAUGGUUCUAGGAAAGGGUCACUUAGUUCUAUAACGCCAUCUCCCACCCCAGAGCACGAGAAACAGCCAUGGAGUGAUUUUGCUGUUCUGAAUGGGGGAAAGAUUAAUAGUGACAUUUGGAAGGAUUUGCAUGCAGCCACAGUUAACCCGGACCCCAGUUUAAAAGAGUUUGAAGGAGCAACACUCCGCUAUGCAUCUUUGAAACUCAGAAAUGCCCCACAUGCUGAUGAUGACGAUUCUUGCGGUAUCAAUAGUGACCCAGAAGCCAAGUGUUUCGCUGUGCGCUCUCUGGGAUGGGUGGAAAUGGCAGAGGAGGACCUCGCCCCUGGCAAAAGUAGCGUUGCAGUCAACAACUGUAUCAGGCAGCUUUCUUACUGCAAAAAUGACAUCCGGGACACAGUCGGCAUCUGGGGAGAGGGGAAAGACAUGUACCUGAUCCUGGAGAACGACACGCUCAGCCUGGUGGACCCCAUGGACCGCACUGUGCUCCACUCUCAGCCCAUCGCCAGCAUCCGAGUGUGGGGCGUGGGCCGCGACAAUGGCCGAGAUUUUGCUUAUGUAGCAAGAGACAAAGAUACAAGAAUUUUGAAAUGUCAUGUGUUUCGAUGUGACACACCAGCAAAAGCCAUCGCCACAAGUCUCCACGAAAUCUGUUCCAAGAUUAUGGCCGAACGGAAGAAUGCCAAAGCCCUGGCCUGCAGCUCCUUACAGGAAAGAGCCAAUGUGAACCUCGACGUGCCCUUACAAGUAGAUUUUCCGACACCAAAGACUGAGCUGGUGCAGAGGUUCCACGUGUGGUACUUGGGCAUGUUACCCGUCGACAAGCCAGUCGGAAUGGAUACUCUGAACAAUGCCAUAGAAAAUCUUAUGACCUCAUCCAACAAGGAGGAUUGGCCGUCGGUGAACAUGAAUGUGGCAGAUGCUACUGUGACCGUCAUCAGUGAAAAGAAUGAAGAGGAAGUCUUGGUGGAGUGCCGCGUGCGAUUCCUGUCCUUCAUGGGCGUCGGGAAGGAUGUCCAUACGUUUGCCUUCAUCAUGGACACCGGGAACCAGCGCUUCGAGUGCCAUGUGUUCUGGUGCGAGCCUAACGCGGGUAACGUGUCGGAGGCAGUGCAGGCCGCCUGCAUGGCAUCUUUUGCAGUGUGUGGUAUAGGCCCAGCUGAAGAUAUUUUGGUGAAAUUUAGGAGAGAGGGAGCCUGCCUGAAAUUCAUCAGGUGCAGUUUUGACUCACACUGGACACACCUCCCAGGAGAGAUUCCUAGUCCAGUGCACCAUGAUGCGACAGCUGCCCGUUUACAGAUCUGUGCUUUGGAACUGUGUGGUCUGGGUUGUGGUGCAGACCUAGCAAGUUACGAUACCAGAAGUGCUUGGUAGCCAGGCCGCCUUCCCAGAAAGUUCGACCACCUCCUCCGCCAGCAGACUCAGUGACCAGACGGGUCACAACCAAUGUAAAACGGGGGGUCUUAUCCCUCAUUGACACUUUGAAACAGAAACGCCCUGUCUCAGAGACACCAUAGCUGCAUAUGUUAAAGGAUUCUGGAAUACGUACCUGAAGAUUGAAUAGCUACACUAAAGAAGAUGAACUGAUACCUGGCCUUCCAUUCAGUUGCUGAUGCUUUGUCUUCAGAGAAUUAAUCCUUAACCAAACAGUGUUAGACAAGCAUGUUCUCUUGUCUUGCCACCAUCCUGUGAUAUGAAAAGAAGCAUGACUAAUUUUUUUUGCUAUCAGUCAGAUACAUCCUGAGCAGUGGAAGGUCUUUUUCUUACUGUAAAUAUGGUGACCAUUACUUGACUUCAUGCACACGGAGAAGAAUGUGGCCACAGCCCUCCUCGUGAACUACAGCUGAGUCCUUGGGGCGAAUGGCGCCAGAGUUAGUUUCACUGUCUUCUGGACUGGAUCUGUCGCAAGCACUUGCCCCGUGUCCAACCUUGGAGUAGCCAGCGCGUACCAGAUACCAUGGAAUUGCUGUAAAAAUAGGAUGAGGAGUUUUUGUUUCAGUCUUUCACGAAAUCAAACCUUUUGGUUGACAACACUGGCUGUCGGCAUCAGAACAGAAACCAGCCGGCGGCUUUCCUUGACGAGCUCUUGGACGCACAGACGCCAUUUCAGGUCUACAGCUGCUUGUGGGAUGUUGGGGGCAGAAGUGAAACUUCAGAAUUGAAAAGUAAACCAAAUUUGAGCAAUUGAAAUCGAGCAAAAAAAUAGCCUUUCUAGAUGGCUUUCAAACCGAUUAUUUAAAAAAAAAAAGAAAAAUGAAAGAAAAUCAUAAUGCAUUUCGGGUGGGACGUAUUUCAAACUUCUGCCUUAUGUUGUACAAUACAGCUAGAGAAUUAUAGUUCACUAUGGCCAUUCUCUACACAAACAACGUUAAAAUGAAAUAUUUCUCCUACGCCUUUCAUCCUUAGUUUGAUAAGUAGCCAAUAUGCAAUUUGGAGUUGAGGAAAUGUCAUUUAUAUUUUGGGUCUCCACCACCACAUUAUUAUGUUGGUCUUCCUAGUGAAACGUUGUGCUAGGAUUCCGUAUCCAGCUCAGUCUUACCCUCAUGCUUUUUGCCCAGAAAGCUGUCUGUCCAUCAUGUAUUGUCCAUGGCAACAAAUUACAUUAAAUUGAACCUUUCUGAAGUUAUGUAUUUAAUAUUAGAAUUUGUUGGACUUUACUAGAUAUAUUUUUAAAUUUCUAUUUUUUUCAAGAUUUAAAAAUUUCAUAUCAGAGCAAAAUAUACAUAGCAACACUGGACUGCUUAACAAGUUUCCCCAAAAUAGCAUUUUCCUGCUUCUCUUUUCUCACCUAUAAAGAUACACAGAUUUAGACUCUUGUUGACAUUAUCUUAAAAGGAAGUUGCUAAGGAGACCAAUCUAAAUAUUAGUCUUAUUUACUUUUCAAUGUCAAAAUUAACAUUUUAAGACAUCCAGUUAUAAAAAGUAACACUUUAUCUACUGCGAUGUAUUUGUUAAAACGGCUUCCACAUUCUUACCCCAUUUGAGCCUUAUGAGGUAGAGAAAGGUACUAAACACAUUUGAGAAAUAAAAAUAUGUAUAAAGUACCAAGAGGCUCAAUCAUGUAGCCUAAGAUCUCUCAGAAGUUUGCGAGAGAACCAGGACGAGAACCCACGCUUCCCAGCUCUGUUGUAAGUCGUGCUACUUCCACAUCAGUGAGGAAGGGUCUCUCCACAGUUAACUCUGGGCAUGUCCAGUUAGUGUCAAGAAAUCUUAGAAUUCCCUGUAGGAGGAGAGGAAUACAUCCAAGUUCCUCACACAGCAGUCUUAAUCGUAAAACCAUUGCCCUCUCUCAGUCCAGGCCUCUUGCCCUGCAGCGUGCCUCAGACGUGUUGCGGAGGACAGGAUCUUACAUGCCGUGCAGCCUGUUCAACUUCCGAGAUUUCCCAGAGGUGGUGGUACGGGUAGUAGAGACAGUCCUAACUCAUGGUACUUCGCCACCGGAGAACAUAGUGGAGUAGGGGGCCUCCUGCCCCUGUUCCCUCAGAAUUCUGGGACUGUUUGCUAGCGCUCUAGGGUCACAACAAAAAAGAUGCCACCCUAGAAAUGAAUUCUACUUCUCACCAGCCUAUGUACUAUUCUAUCUGAAAUAACCAGUGCCAUCAUAAGAAAUUAUUGCGUUAAGAAAAUCCUUAGUUUGCCCUUUGAAAAGCUGUUCAAAAUUCAAUCACAAUGAUCUCUCAUCUCGAUCUCCACAGUGAAAGGCUUUAGUGAUAAAAAUUCUGAGUAAGUCACCCACUUUUAUGUCGGAAAUCUCUACCAGAACCCACUGUUGAAUUUUUAGGGCAUACCUUUGCUUGUUUUCAGGAUCAAGAAUACUGAGCUAGCUUUAAGUAGCAAACUGAUUGAUAUAUGCAAUUAUAGGAUGUGUUGAGAUGAACGAUAGCCUUUACAUACUGAAAACUUUACUGCAGAUAUUGUUUUGAAGACAGCUUUGCGUCCUAAAUGCAAUUAAUUUUUUGUAAGCUUCAUUACGUUAAACAGAGCGUUCGGACACUUUCUGCCAUGGCCAAAAAGUACGUGCGUCGGUCUGUGUGCACUUCUCUGGGAGAGGGCGUGGUGUCUCAGCUGACGCUGUGGGGACACUCGGGUUAUCUAUGCAUCUUCUUUAGACCUGCGACGCGGUAAACGGGCGGCCGUGUCCGCUCUGCCUCGUUCGUCUUACCAUUGUUUUAAUUAACCUGUUAAAUACGGCUUGAAAUAUUUUUAUUUUAUUUAUUCUAUUUUUACUGAAAUAUACUGCAUUAUUGUGUUAAUGUAUUAUCUUUACUGGAUAGUAUCUCACAGUGUAUCCAGGCCUAAGCAAUCUCAGUGAACUAUACGUCACCUAAAAGGUGGUUUUGUAAUGAUUUGUAGUCACAUUUUUAUUGGAAUAUGUAGAAGAAAUGGCAAAAUGCUCAAAGGUCCUUUUAUUUUUUAAAAGCAGCUAGACAGACGCAGACUCGCCACCUCAUCUUUGUGCUCCUUGGCGGCAUCGAGGGGAACAGCCAACAGGCCUCUGGCAAAAACUUUACUUUGCAAACCAAAAGCACUGCUCGGUGCUUUGUUUUUAUAUCUGUCACAGCACAUGUGAUCUCCCCUCAAAGACGCAUGUCCACAAGCCCUUUGUUUCCACCUGGAUAUAAGAUCACCCAUGGCCACUUAGGACAUUGUUCUCUGUGUCUGUCUGGUCGCGUGAAGGGACAUUAGGCCCAUUUCCAUUAAAGUACGUUCUUCGUGAUAAACUGUUAGCACUGCUACCUUUUUAAAAAUCCAGUCCGAUUUUAUGAUGGGGAUUUGCAAGGCCAUUGUACACAAGGUCACUCACUAGGAAGCCCGGAAUCUUUCCUCCUCGUCUCGUAUGACACACUCAUUUCAUAAGCACCACCACACAAAUUCAAGAUUUCACAAACAACGGGAGAAACCUGUCCCUGACUGAUGCUAGCACAAUUUAACUAGUAAAACCAUUAGCUCUCUAGUUUGCCAGGCUUCCUUAACCUAAUACACAGCUGACAUGUGUGUGGCACAGCCAGGAAAAUGAAGUUUAAUUUAUUUCAGCUUCAGAGAAAAGAUUCGGCUCACACUUGAUCAGUGAGAGCACUCCCUGCCAUCCAAAGCAGCUUGUUUAUCCUGAAAGAACGCUUGCUUUUGCUUUCUGCCCCGUUUGCUGUUGACCACUUUUACACAUUUUAAUGUAACAUGUUGUGAGAAUAAACUUAGCUGCAUAAAAUGUCUGGCUCAUUGAUCUGACAUCUCAAUCCUACAGACCCAGGAAUGGAAAUGCAAGUGUAGUGUCUCCAUGCUAGUCGUUUUAUUUUCAGAUGAUUCUUACCUCAAAUUAAAGAUCAUUUUAGUAAUGAAAGAUUCUGCUUGAUUGUUAUUGCAGAUUUCCACCCGGUAAGAACUAGAAAGUAACUUUAAAUUUUGAGUAAUUUAUCACACUGCCCUUAUUUGUCAAUCAGCAGUGACAGCCGGCGUCCUUAGUCACCAACUUGAGACUUGUGGAAGCCGUCUUCCUCGUAUCAAGAUAGUCUAGCUUUCGUUCUUUUUAAGAACGUGACGUCAAAGAACGAAGAAUAGGGGCACCUGGGUGGCUCAGUCGGUUAAGCAUCUGCCUUUGGCUCAGAUCCUGAUCCCAGGAUCCUGGGAUCAAGUCCUGCAUCGGGCUCCUUGCUCCGUGGGGACCCUGCUACCCCCUCUGCCCCUGCCACUCCCCCUGCUUGUGCUCUCUCUCUCUCUGUCAGAUAAAUAAAUGAAAUCUUAAAAAAAAAAAAAAAGCGGGGCGCCUGGGUGGCUCAGUCGUUAAGCGUCUGCCUUCGGCUCAGGUCAUGAUCCCAGGGUCCUGGGAUCUAGUCCCGCAUCGGGCUCCCUGCUCGGCGGGAAGCCUGCUUCUCCCUCUCCCACUCCCCCUGCUUGUGUUCCUGCUCUCACUCUCUCUGUCAAAUAAAUAAAUAAAAUCUUUAAAAAAAAAAAAAAAAAAGCUGUACAGGCACUAAAUCUAAAAUCAAAGGUAACCAGAAAAGCAGUUAGAUCUGGGCUAGGGCUAGUUUUAACUGUCAAGACAUAUGAAGAUAAGUGGAAUUUAGAGUAUGUACCCUUUUUUUUUUUUGGUUCAUCUUGAAACAUCCCCCCCCCCCCCCCCGCCCCAGUUUCUUCCUAACUAUUCAAAGGCAGUUACUCUGAGGGAACAAAAUUUCAUUUUGGUUUCAGGUAUUAUAUUAAUGGUAAUUUCAGAUAAAAUUUGCUAUUGGAGAAUCUACCAGUAAAUUCAUUAUUUUAGAUUUUUGCAGCACUUUUCUCUAAGAAGUUCAAGAACGGAAAAUGUGAGUGUAAUCCAUAAUCUCCUUCACUAGAAUUCUCACGUUUUUAUCCAAAGUCUUUUUCCUUUUUUACUCUACAAAAGUACUUAAAUAAUUGAUCACGUCCUUAGAAGACUGUCAAAGAAGAACACUUCAGGCUUAAUGAAUCAUUUAGAAUCCCCAUAUAUUUCUAAAGAGAAAAAGAGUGACAAGAUACGUGCGAUGAGAUACUGAAAAUAAGGGGCUUAAGUUGUGAUAUGACAUGAAUCACAAGCUUACCAGAAAAAUAUCCUGAACUAUUCCUCUACAAUGAGAGUUUGUAUAACAUCACAGAAAAUAAAUAUCUCAGACCUGCUACUUUUGGACAAUGGAAUACUUUUCAGCCUGGGGCAGGGGAAGAGGGCAGGAGGAAUUAGCGAUUCCAGGGAUAAAAUACCAGCUCUUUACCCAACCAAGUUCAACUCAGCUGCACCAGCUAGCCCUCUAGAGGCCUGGAGCGCCCAGAGCCAGACAAUAGUACGAGGAAAGACCUAAUUUAUGAAACAAAGAGGUCUAUCGGUUUUGAUUUUUGAAAUCAGUAAAUUAAGUUGGGCACUUAAAACAUUUCUGUACUUUCUGAGAGUCAUAAUUGAGAAUUCUUUGGGGAUUUAAAAUAGAAGUUCACGUAUAAAAAGGCCUGUUUCCUUCGCUGACACAUUCUGAUAAAUGUAAAUUUUCAGCGAAAAUAUUUAUUACUACUAAAAUGAAAUUCACCAUUUUGUUUAUCCUCACUUCAAGUGAGAAAAUAACGACUAGAAUAUUAGAGCUAAAAUCGACCUAAAAAUUCAUCUUGAAGAGGAUAAUGUUCUACUGAAAUCAUGCCACCUGAAUUGAACGUUUAGGAAUUUACAUAACACUGUUCAACACAAUUGGAUUCUGAAAAUAGAACUUUAUAUUCAAACUUUGUGUCUAUGAACAUUUUUUAAACAAUAGGUUUCAUAGUUGUAACUCAUUUGAUUUAAUGUCAAACAAUUUCUGUUUCCAUGAUGAAAAAAGAAUCAAUAGACCCAGAAAUGAUAAUCAUACCAAUUCUUGGUAGGCAACUGAUAAUACAUCCAAGAUGAAUUGACUUUUAAUAUAAUUAACAUAGUGCUCUACAAUAUAUUUUAAUUGUACAUCAGAAAUGAUUUCCCAAAGUUUGAUUACCGGGUGCCAUUCGGAAUGACUUGUAGAUUUUACCAUUUCACCUGAUCUUGGAACAGAAUCAGACAUUUUUAUGGAUUUCUUUAAUAAUCGGUGUCACUUGUAUUCAGCAGGUUUGCCUCUUCCUCAGAGUUAGUACUAUUUAGAUGGCAAUCUGUGUACACUCUUUUCCAACCAUAUUUGGCACGGUCAGCAGGGAUAGUGGACUAUGUUCCAUCUGCUCAGGAUCCUGGAAGCUUUUCCCAUGAGAAACUGUUUUCGCUCUGGUACUAACGUGCAGCUGAACUACCCACACCUGGAACUUCGGAACCUUCUGUUCUUCCUACUCGGACUCAAUCUCAAUCACAUCACAAAAACUCAUGCCGUCCCACGUUUAAAGAAUAUUUUGA
Molecule: messenger RNA, 9607 nt
Organism: Mirounga angustirostris (Northern elephant seal)
Lineage: Eukaryota; Metazoa; Chordata; Mammalia; Carnivora; Phocidae
Gene: APBB2
Product: amyloid beta precursor protein binding family B member 2
Exons: 20
Coding region: 751-3135 (794 amino acids)
Biological process (GO): regulation of DNA-templated transcription
Cellular component (GO): nucleus; cytoplasm
Molecular function (GO): transcription factor binding; amyloid-beta binding
Source: RefSeq, a predicted model, not a curated record